AUGCAUAGUCAGAACAUUCAGAGGCCCAGCUCCUGCAAGAAGAAAGUGGUCAAGGACCACUAUGAGUUUCUAGGGGUCAUUGGGCAUGGCGGAUUUAGCCAGAUAAAACUAGCUCGCCAUCACCUCACUGGGGCAAAAGUGGCAGUCAAAGUGGUGUGUAAAAAUGAGAAGAAUAUCCAGGUACUCUCAGAACCAAAUGUUAUGAGGAGCCUAGACUAUCAUCCGAAUAUCAUUCAAUUAUUUCAGAUCAUUGAAACUCAAAGAAAUAUUUAUAUCAUAAUGGAAUACGCAGAUGGGGGACAGUUAUUUGACCAUAUUCCACCAGGUGGCAUGCAGGAGGAAAAGGCCCGCAGAUUUUUCAAACAGAUGGUGGGUGCCGUGGACUACUGCCAUGACAAGGGAAUUGUGCACCGAGACCUUAAGCCAGAGAAUGUCAUGGUAGAUGCCAGAGGCAACAUAAAACUUAUUGACUUUGGCCUCAGCACCUGGUUUACCUCUGGCCAAAAUCUCAGGCACUUCUGGGGCACUCUCUCACAUCUUGCCCCCGAAGUGGUCCUGAGGCAAGCACAUGAGGGCCCCCAAGUGGACAUCUGGAGCCUGGGCAUCAUGCUAUACUUUUUGUUGACUGGGACCCGCCCUUUUGUGGGGUGCACCACUCAGGAUUUACUGAGGCAGAUCGUGCUUGGAACAUACAACAUCCCUCACCGUGUUCCAGUGGAGGCGCGUCAACUUAUUCAUCAAAUACUGACCCUGAACCCCAGGAAACGGCCCACAGCCAAGCAAAUUCUUCAGCACCCAUGGCUGACACAGGGUGAGCAGUAUGUACCCCAGCAUUUUACUGAGGCACUCACCAAACACCCAGAUCCAGAAAUAAUGACCAUUCUGUGUGAUCUGGGUUAUGAUCCAUAUAAGACCUGGAUGUCUCUGGCCACUAGGAAAUUCAAUACAGCUAUGGCGACAUACCUUAUAUUAAAGCACCAGAAAAACCAGGGGCCAGGCUGCAUGUUCCAGGGGAAGCCUGUGCCUCCAAGGGUUAAGCCUCACCCGUGCCCCAUGGAUCUUUCCCAUUUCACUGGCAUCACCAAAAGGAGUCCUAGCGAGCCUGUGCUUCCCACCUUCCCCAUGCCUCAGCUGCCUGAGGAGGCCAAACAGGCAGGGAAAAAGGCUAUGAGAAGGGCCAGCCUUCCGGCCAUUCAUCUCCACUUCCUGACUACAAGGACCACGGUGCCUGAUAUAUCCACCCAGUCUGCCUCUGGGCAACAGCAUGCCAAGAGGAAGCACUGGAAGUGGGUGGUUAGGGGAAUUGUUUCUUGUGUCCAAAAACUGUGCUGUUGCGUACCAUGUGUCAGCAAUUAG
Messenger RNA from Marmota monax (woodchuck), 1356 nucleotides. RefSeq names its product sperm motility kinase 2B-like. Gene Ontology annotation, cellular component: cytoplasm. The transcript has a single exon. The record is from RefSeq and is a predicted model, not a curated record. The coding region runs from base 1 to 1356 and encodes 451 amino acids. Gene Ontology annotation, molecular function: ATP binding; protein serine/threonine kinase activity; tau-protein kinase activity. Gene Ontology annotation, biological process: intracellular signal transduction; microtubule cytoskeleton organization; protein phosphorylation. NCBI's taxonomy places the organism in Eukaryota, Metazoa, Chordata, Mammalia, Rodentia, Sciuridae.